AAUCAAUAGGAUUUUAUAUUUCAAAAUAACAAAUUAUAAUAUUAUGUCUAAAUUUCUGUUGUUGGCAAUUAGCCUGGUCAUUGUGGCUAAUGCUCACGGGGUUGUUGAAUUUGAUGAAUUACAGACAAAGAUCAAUUUCUAUAAAAGCAUAGAGUCGGUCGUAUGCGACGGCGACUCUUAUGCCAAAAUUGCGGACCAAAAGUGUUAUUACGUGUCGACCACUCGUGUCAACCAAACGGAUGCCACAAAACUAUGCAAACAAUUGCACCCAAAGGGAGGGCUACUGGCCAUACACUCAGCACAGGAGCAACAACUCGUAAACACAAUACUACACCAAAAGGGCGCCGGUAGUCUGGACGUGUGGUUAGGGUAUGAGUGGACUGGAAAGUAUUGUGAAUAUAAAUGGGUGGACGGCAUCCUAACUAACUAUACUAACUGGGCGUCCAGUGCCUGGUAUGACGGAGACAUCGUGUAUAGUCCGUGGGGUUCGUGUAGUUACCUGGAGGUGGAUAUAAGCAAGCACAUAUUUGGUCAGUGGAUGAGUAGUGACUGUACGAGUGAUAAGCAAGUGGUGUGCCAGGUCGAUUUGAAACACAAAUAACUUUCAUUAAAUUUAUAACAUUCAAAAUAUUUUCGGAUAUUA
Messenger RNA from Oppiella nova, 643 nucleotides. Lineage: Eukaryota; Metazoa; Arthropoda; Arachnida; Sarcoptiformes; Oppiidae. The record is from the annotation of a GenBank genome assembly.